Molecule: messenger RNA, 419 nt
Organism: Prorocentrum cordatum
Lineage: Eukaryota; Dinophyceae; Prorocentrales; Prorocentraceae
Source: the annotation of a GenBank genome assembly
GUCCAACAAGAAUAACGGCUGGCAGAAGUUCAAAGACGACCUCAGCAGCAAAUGCAGCAUUAUCACUGCGACCCACAAAGGUUCCUGGAGGCUCGACCAGCCCAAGGCACCCAAGGUGAACCUGGGUAUCAUCGACGAGCCUGGCCAGGUCAACGAGGUCCCCGCUGCCAUCUCCAUCGGCAUCAUGGUCGAUUGUGGCGCUCACAUCGUGCUCGUGGGCGAUCCCAAGCAGCUCCUGCCCACAGUACAGUCCCGGUACGCAGAACACCCGUGGCUACAAGUAUCCUUGUUCGAGAAUGUCCAAGACUCCUUGGGCGAGGACAGUCCUGCCACAGUACUUCUCGCAGGGUGCUUCAGGUGCCACCCCGACGUCCUUGGCUUCUCCAGGUUCGCUUACUACGACGAGAAGUUCGAGUCAG